Messenger RNA from Ictalurus punctatus (channel catfish), 3273 nucleotides. RefSeq lists its product as uncharacterized. The record is from RefSeq and is a predicted model, not a curated record. NCBI's taxonomy places the organism in Eukaryota, Metazoa, Chordata, Actinopteri, Siluriformes, Ictaluridae. The transcript is spliced from 8 exons. Bases 132 to 1229 code for a protein of 365 amino acids.
CUCUUUUACGUGGUCUAGCGAUACAGGCUGCGUCCUUUUUUGCAGGAACAUCUUUUAGUUCUCACGUCAAGAGCUCAGCUCAGUAUAUAAACACACCCAACACUGAGAGUGAGGUUCUUCCUGGAGAAGAGAUGAAGACGCUGCACUUGUCUGUGAUUCUGCUCACGCUGUCCGGUGUUCUCACUCAGGACAGGGGAUUGGGUGUGAAAUAUCCGGAUAAUCCGAUCUGUGCUGUGAGAGGAUUCAGUGUCUCCAUUCCCUGUAGUUAUUCUUAUCCACAGCACAAUUAUCAAGUGACACAAAAGCUUUGGUGCUCAAUGAACUCAAACACAGACGUGUGUAUGAACCCCCCGUAUGUUUAUAACAGCUCAUCAAUCACCACAUCAGACUUUGAGUACGCUGGAGACGACAAAUCAGACUGCACUUUGUUAAUCCACAAUGUACAGUUCAGUUAUUCUGGAGAGUACAGAUUCAGAUUUAUAACUGAUGUGCCCAGUGUAAGAUGGACAGGUGUACCUGGAGUGAUUCUACAAGUUGCAGAUUUAAAGGUGUCACUAAUCAGGCUCAGUGGAAUCGGAACCCUUAAACAAGGAGACUCGUUAAAUCUGAUGUGUGAUGUGAACUGCACACAAAGUUCCUCACAGUUUGUGUGGUCUAAGAACAACGAGCGCUUAAAUACAUCAGGACCCGUUCUUCACUUUCCUGCUGUAACCGUGAGGGAUUCUGGGAAUUACACCUGCACUUGGGAAACCAACAAUGCCUCAAGAUCUGAAACGAUCAGUCUUCUCGUCGAGGAUCCUGGUGAUUGGUCAGUCUGGAUCAUUGUUUUAGUGACAGCUGGAGUGAUUUUCAUGGUCUUAGCUGUCCCAGCUGUGAUUUACAUCAGGAGGAGGAAAUGUAAAGCUCCGGAAGACAACGGGGGGGAAAGUGGAGAGAAAACACAGACAAAGCCACAGUUAAAACACGUUUCUCAAGUUCCUGAUGAAGAAAAGUGGAACAAAGAGGACGUGACUUACGCGUGUGUCCAAAACAAAGCUACAACCAAAAGGUCAGAGGUCACAGCGCAGCUAAACCGAGUUCCUCGGCCUGAUGAAGAAGUGUUGGAUAAAGGAGACGUGGUUUAUUCGUCUGUGUGCGUCAACCCCAACAAACCAGCCCAACAGUGUGUCCAGACUGAGCAGAAGGAGGAGGACGAUUGUGUGACCUACAGCGUUGUGAAAAAGGCCUGAUGACGCUUUCACACCUCAUUCACCCUCAGAACAGAUGAGUUUUAUUUAGAGAGCAUCAUAACGCCUGGGAUUUUUCCCGUGCAUGCAACUCAGUAGGAUUUAAGACUUGCUGAUAUCACAGGAAGUGCCCGUUUAUUUACUGUAAACAUCCUGUUUGGAAGGACAUUUUAAAUGAAUUUGUUUAACACAUUCUUAUGAUUUCUUUAGUGUAAUUUAUGUUGUUUUUGAGCAAACAGACUUUUACUUCUUAGGCCGCUUUAAGCUCUAUUCACACUGGUUUACUUUUACACGUGUCGAUGGAUUUGAUUUCUCUGGGGUUUUAGUCGCGUCUGAAUCUGUCAGGUCAGACAUUUUUACAUACUGUACAUGCAAAUGAACGUGUCUGGAAAGAGGACACUGUAAUUUAAAAGGUCCUGUAGAAUACACAAGAUAUUGUUUAUAUCCACAUAUUUGUGCUUUUUUUUUCAGUUUAAAGUCACUCCAGGAAGCGUCCCAUCUUUUCUACCGUCUCCUGAUAAAACAGUUCCUGAGUUACUACGACAGUAGCACAGGUACAGCCUAUACACAUGUUCUAGUCAUGUGACCAUCAUGUGACCUACUCAUGCUCAAGCACAGCUUUUGUGGCCACACCCCCUCACAACAAGUUCUUACUGUAUAAUAAAGGACGAAGCAAUCAGUUUGCAUUAAAUAUAUAAGGUGUGUGUAUUAGGCUACUUUUAGUGCAACAAGCGUGUGUACAUCAUGAAGACACGCCCAUCUGUGUGAUCCAUACAGAGAGCCCUUCUCCUGUGUGAUUUAGUUCAGAAUCACUCCACACGUCCUCCGACAACAUUACUUAAGUCGGGAAAACUAAUCCCGUCUGAAUACGGCUUUAGAAACAAGAUUCUCUGAUUCUGAUGAUGAUUAUUAGCAUUUAAUGCAGGAAAUCUUUAAUUAUAUAAAAUCCCAUCACACAAAAAAGUGUCUGGCAAAUGAAUGUAAAUGUAAAUGAUUGUUUGCAUCCUUAUGUUAGUAGAGUACUUUAUUUUAUUCUAACAAAAACCUAUUUUAAUCAUAAUGGGGAAAUGUUGUGGUUUGACUUUUUAUGUAUAAGAUAACAUAUGUGCUGUAACAUAUAUGCUAUAUAGUUUCCUUCCUAUAUUUUUAAGCUGUUAUUCAUCUUUAGAUUGUUUUACUUUAUUAAUUAACACAGUGACAGUGAUGAUAAUGAUCAUGCACACUGCUAUGUUCAUGUAUUUCCCUGCUAUGGUUUGAAUAAUGUAGAUGAAAUUGUUUUGGGGUUUUUAGCACCAGAUUCUCAACUCUCUAGUUUGAUUCUUUCAGAAAAUAAAUGUAUAACGGUUGAGUGUAAAAGCAGAGUGUAUGUUACAAAUAAAAUUGAAUUGAAUUGAAUUGAAUAUGCAUGUUCAUAAUGUAUUGAGGUUUCCUGAGAAGAACAACAGUGCACUGAAAGUCCAGAACCUGAGCAACUGCAAUGAUUAUAGUUAAUUACUAAUUUUCUGUUUCUUAUUACUGAAACUUACUUAAACAUCACCAUUAGAAAUCAAAAUCAAAUGUCCACUAAUAUUAAACAGUAUAAAAGUGUAUAAUCAGUAACUGAGCGUACACACGGCUACAUCAAUCAGAAAACAGUUAAAACUCUGAACAAUAAUAGUGUGUAAGAGUGAGAGGAUGUUUCAUACCGGACAGCGUGAGCAGAAUCACAGACAAGUGCAGCGUCUUCAUCUCUUCUUCAGGAAGAACCUCACUCUCAGUGUUGGGUGAAACGAUCAGCCUUCUCGUCGAGGGUGGGUCCAUCUGCUCACAACACUCCUGAAUGUCUCGAAUGAUUACUGAAGGAAAUAAAGUGACUUGUGUUCACAUGAAUAUUCACAUAUUAAACACUUGUUGUUUUUUAAAAGGUGACAAUCCUGAAAAUCCUGACCAUUGGUCAGUCUGGAUGAUUGUUGUGGUGACAGGUGGACUGAUUAUCAUCAUCUUAGCUAUCGCAGCUGUGAUUUACCACAGGAGGUAAAACUCUGCAUGCUCUUCUAGAUCUUUACGG